Messenger RNA from Fukomys damarensis (Damara mole-rat), 2741 nucleotides. It is a transcript of the gene Vrk1, whose product is annotated as VRK serine/threonine kinase 1. Gene Ontology annotation, biological process: signal transduction; peptidyl-serine phosphorylation. The record is from RefSeq and is a predicted model, not a curated record. The transcript is spliced from 13 exons. Bases 140 to 1561 code for a protein of 473 amino acids. Gene Ontology annotation, molecular function: protein serine/threonine kinase activity; ATP binding. Gene Ontology annotation, cellular component: cytoplasm; nucleus. Lineage: Eukaryota; Metazoa; Chordata; Mammalia; Rodentia; Bathyergidae.
AAGGAUUCAGUGGGGGGUCAGAAGCUUGUAAACCAUAAUUCCCAGAAGCCCUCAGGCCAGAGGGGCUGUAGGACCCGCUUUGCCGCUGAAAGACUCCAAUUCCCAGCAUGCAGCGCGCGCGCGGACCUCAGCUCCCAGCAUGCCUGGGCCGGCGGCUGGGAAGCACGGCCCGGGCCCUGCCGUGUUUCCAUGCCCCGCCUCCUCCGUCGCCCGGAGCCAAUGGGAAGGCUCCAUACUGCAGAGUGUGCAGGGGCUGGCGGCGCCUCUGAGUUGCGAGUCGGCGAAAGCGGCGGGAAGUUCGUACUCGGCCGAAGGCGACGGGUCUGCGGCUCAGGUGAAAAUGCCUCGUGUAAAAGCAGCUCAAGCUGGAAGACUGGGCCCUGCAAAGAGACAUCUUGCGGAACACUUUGCAGCUGGAGAGAUAAUAACUGACAUGUCAAAAAAGGAGUGGCAGCUUGGAUUACCUAUUGGCCAGGGUGGCUUUGGCUGUAUAUAUCUUGCUGAUGCAAAUUCUUCAAAACCGGUUGGCAGUGAUGCACCCUGUGUUGCAAAAGUGGAACCCAGUGACAAUGGCCCUCUUUUUACUGAAUUAAAGUUCUACCAGCGAGCUGCUAAGCCAGAGCAAAUUCAGAAGUGGAUUCGUGCCCAUAAACUGAAGUACCUUGGUGUUCCUAAGUAUUGGGGAUCUGGUCUACAUGAUAAAAAUGGAAAAAGUUAUAGGUUUAUGAUAAUAGAUCGCUUUGGGAGUGACCUUCAGAAAAUAUACGAAGCAAAUGCCAGAAGGUUUUCUCGGAAAGCUGUUUUGCAGCUAAGCUUAAGAAUUCUGGAUGUCCUGGAGUACAUCCAUGAGCAUGAGUAUGUGCAUGGAGAUAUCAAGGCCUCGAAUCUUCUUCUAAGCUACAAGAACCCUGACCAGGUGUAUUUGGUAGAUUAUGGUCUUGCCUAUCGGUACUGUCCAGAAGGAGCUCAUAGAGAAUAUAAAGAAGAUCCCAAAAGACGUCACGAUGGCACUAUUGAGUUCACCAGCAUCGACGCUCACAACGGCGUGGCCCCAUCAAGACGUGGUGAUUUGGAGAUACUUGGCUAUUGCAUGAUCCAGUGGCUUAGUGGCCAUCUUCCCUGGGAGGAUAAUUUGAAGGAUCCAAACUAUGUUAGAGAUUCCAAAAUUAGAUACAGAGACAGUAUUGCAAGUUUGAUGGAGAAAUGUUUUCCUGAGAAAAACAAGCCAGUUAUUCUUUUAGGUGAAAUUGCUAAAUACAUGGAAGCUGUGAAAUUGCUGGAUUAUACUGAGAAGCCUCUUUAUCAAAAGUUCCGUGAUAUUCUUUUGCAAGGACUAAAAGCCAUAGGGAGUAAGGAUGACAGCAAACUGGACCUCAGCAUUACGGAGAAUGGAAGUUUGAAAGCAAAACCAGUAACAAAGAAGAGAAAGAGAGAAGUGGAAGAAAGUGCAGACUCUGUUGAAGAUAUGGAACGCUCUCCUCAGGUGGAGGAGGUCCCACAAACACGCCAGGGACCAAAGGCCGCACCCAGCCCUGCCGUGCCCUUGGCACCCGUGACCUGAGGACCUCUUCUGUCUCUGCAGUAGGCCGAGCCUGUCUGUUCUAACGGGGCAGUCUCAGCCUUCUCUGCCAGGUUGACCUGUUGGCCUCCUUCGAGACUCAGCUUGACCUUCCCCAGUGAGAGCUCCUCUUCUCUCUGCCCUUGUGGCAUGUGUGUGACUCUCUGCUAGGUAGACUCUCGGCAGGGUCAUGAUUUGUUUGCGUUUCACCUGUCCCCAGUCAUGUCCCUGUGUUGUGAGAUCUUCAAGGCAGCUUUGCCUUGUACAGUGUUUCCAAUGCUCUCCACAGAGGAGAUGUGAAAUCAUUGUGUGCUUGUGAAUGGCUGAUCCAACUGGGGUGUCCUUCAGUGUCCUUGCUGACACAUGUCCCUCCAAACUCAGGGCCAUGCAAAACUAGAAAGCCGCUAGAGGAAUUCAUUCUGCGAUCACCGCCUGGUUGGGGAACAGCACACGACACACGGUUUGCCUACCCUGGUAACUGUGCAUAUCUUGGGCUUGUGCUCCACCGGUGUGUGGCUGGCACUGUAGGUGGUGCCUCAGGUCUGUAGAACAGGUUCGCUUAAAGAAAUCCACGUCUAGGUCUGUGUUAUAACAAUCCUGCUACAAAUACUCCUGUUUAAGUGUGAUACAUAACAAGUCGUGUUUGAAAGUCAGUGACCAAAAGGAUAAUGCCGCAGAAUAAAAAGGAACUAACAGUGGAAAAUUAGAGAGUGGCUCAGAACAGCCUCUAGUCUCAAUUAGCUGCAUUUCCUUGUCUUCCAUCGCCUGGUCUUGGAGAGUGAUUCAAGGAGAAGCCUGGGCCUGCAGCCCGUCGCAGUGCUGCUUCUGGUGUCCUCAGUUACACAGUAAUGAUAAUCACCGAGGGAGGAGAAGGCUCAAGAGACACCUGCUUCCAGCUCUUGAGCCUGGUAAUCCUGGGGGAGGAGGGUUGCGGAGAGGGACCCUUGACCUGGAAUGAUUGUUGGAGAAGGAGAUGAAGGAGGGGCUUUCUCCCACUGAAUUGUGGAGGCUGAGGCUGGGAAGGCCACCGCAGAGGGACGUUUGAGACACAGCAGAAACCCAUUCUUCACAUUAGUCUGCUUGCCACCUAAAAUGCCUGGUUUUAAUACCUAGGGCUGGGAAUCUGGGGCUCAAGAUGGAGCACAUUCUCAUCCAUAACUGGACUUCCAGGCUUCCGUCGAAU